AUGGGCAAAUGUGUGCUUGCGCGAGGUGAGGCGGUUGGGGAUGAGAAGGAUGGGCGGGCAGAGGAAAGAAAUGACGGAGGGAAUGGGCCCCCCACACGUCAAGCAAGGCAAGUCAGUGUGUCCAGUGCAGUGGAUGGGUGUGCUGGAGGUGCGGUACGGGUGCUGGAGCUGGUGGUGGUGGUGGCCGGAGACAAGGUGGCUGCGACCGUAUCGGGCUUUCUGGACGUGAUCAGACGAGCAAGAGGGAAUCCAAGCACAGCGGUUGAAGAGAAUGAAAAACCAGGCUCUGACGACGGCUUCCGGGCUACGAGGAUGGACAAAUGGAAUGUCAACUGGGACUCGGUCGCUGGCUAG
Molecule: messenger RNA, 354 nt
Organism: Clonostachys byssicola
Lineage: Eukaryota; Fungi; Ascomycota; Sordariomycetes; Hypocreales; Bionectriaceae
Source: the annotation of a GenBank genome assembly